Molecule: messenger RNA, 678 nt
Organism: Octopus sinensis (East Asian common octopus)
Lineage: Eukaryota; Metazoa; Mollusca; Cephalopoda; Octopoda; Octopodidae
Product: tigger transposable element-derived protein 6-like
Exons: 1
Coding region: 1-678 (225 amino acids)
Cellular component (GO): nucleus
Molecular function (GO): DNA binding
Source: RefSeq, a predicted model, not a curated record
AUGAAAUGGUACGCGAAAUGGCACUCAAAAUUGCUCAAAGAUUUUAUAUUGAAAAUUUCAAAGCAUCUCACCCAUGGAUUUCACGCUUUAAGGAAGAGUAUGGAAGGAGAUAAAGAGCAUCCGUUGGUAAUCGGAAAAUUCAAAAAUCCUCAUGGUUUUAAAAAUAUUAAUAUGAAUAAUCUUGGGAUUCAAUAUGCAAAUAGCAAUAAAUCUUGGAUGACCAGUUUAAUUUUUAAAAACUGGGUUGAACGGUUAAAUUCCAAAAUGAGUGUGGAAAAUAGAAAGAUUUUGCUUCUUUUAUAUAAUGCGCCAGUUCACUAUUUUGAUGGCGAAUUCAGUAAUAUCGAGUUGUAUUUUCUUCCUCCAAAGACAACAUCUAAGAUUCAACCAAUUGAUCAAGGGAUUGUGCAUUCAUUUAAAUCGUUGUAUAAAAAAGGAAUGACUAGAAAUUUGAGUAUGGGAACAAAUAUAGGAACAUUGUCAUAUACAGAUGAACUUACCAAAUUCAAAUUAGUGAAUGCUCUACCUUUAAUUAUUGAGGCUUGGAACGAAGUCACAGUGGACACUAUCAAAAAUUGCUUCAACAAGGCAUUAAAUAAUUGGGCGAAGAUAGAUGAAAAAAUACUUGAAGAAUCCACUGACGAAAAAGGUAUUAAAUUUAAAUCACCUUACAAUUAG